Molecule: messenger RNA, 2345 nt
Organism: Archocentrus centrarchus (flier cichlid)
Lineage: Eukaryota; Metazoa; Chordata; Actinopteri; Cichliformes; Cichlidae
Product: telomeric repeat-binding factor 2-like
Exons: 14
Coding region: 218-2275 (685 amino acids)
Biological process (GO): protein localization to chromosome, telomeric region; negative regulation of telomeric D-loop disassembly; regulation of telomere maintenance via telomerase
Cellular component (GO): shelterin complex; nucleus; chromosome, telomeric region
Molecular function (GO): double-stranded telomeric DNA binding; telomerase activity; protein homodimerization activity
Source: RefSeq, a predicted model, not a curated record
UGAUACGUUUCUUACUCUAAAUUGACUCGUUUCAAGGAGUGCAGUCUGUAACAUUUUAUCAUCUAUUGUUUUCUUGAAUUGCGUGAGCUUAGUUUUGGCCUCUAUGAACAUUUUGUGUGUAUUUUCUUACGCCUUUGCUGAGUUUUGGCACUGAAUAAUCGUAAUGAAGCGCUGCCUGACAAGCUAAACUCGGAGAUCAAUAACCCCGCUGCCUUCAAUGGAUAUGGCGGCAAAAGAAAUUGUUAACAGUCUCCAAACUGAGUCCGUCGUGAACCGCUGGCUGUUAGAUUAUUAUUUGUUUUUGGCGCUAGAUUUCUUUCGAAAGGAACAAUACGAGGAUUGCUGUGCCAUUACAAAGGUACUCGACAGUGUCUUGGCACGUCCUUAUGAGCGCACUGAUCUCAUGUCACAAAAGAUUCAAGUGUGGCAGUUUCUUUCCCGGAUAAAUGAGGGUGAAAAGCUUGACCUCUCUUCUCAGUCAGUAACUCCUCUGGAAUCAGCCCUAAUAUUGCUGGAAAAUAUGAUCCAGAAGUUCAGUAUCCCACAACAGGAUUACAAGAAUGUAUGCACUUCAAUUAAAGAAAUGAUUUUAAUGCUUUUUAUUAAAAACGGCAAAUUUGACAAAGCAGAAGAGGCUCUGAACAAGCACUUUACCAAGAGGAUGGAUGGCAAGAGGAUGCUUUUUAUGGGUCUCAUCAGUAAGAAGAAUAAAAAGCAUGAAGUAAUCGAGCAAAUCAACUUUAGACAGUUCAAGAACGAGAUGCUGGUUUUUUGCGAGAGCCUCUGCCCUGUAAGCAGCCCUUUUCUCGAGAAGGCUGCAAAGCAACUUAUUGAAGAGAAAACUAAGGAGCAACACAACAGUGGAGGUAGAGCUAAUGAGCAAGCCCAACCACUCCCCUCCUCAAGUCCACAAGUAAACGCAGUCCAGUCUGUGCCAUGCAAACAUUCAACUAUCCAGAGAACCAGGCUAGAAGUGGCCUACAGCGCCUUAGCUGCAGUUUUAAAUGAAAGAACAUUUUCUCAGCUGGAGGAAGAAGUGGAGACAGAGGACCAGGAAAGGGAGGAUCUUUACCUGCACCUCUCAUCUGAUCCUAAAAUGGACACCAAUCUGGACUUAGAGCAGGAAAUAUUAUUUCAGAGAGACUCGGGCAGCCCCAUGGAAGUUUCACCAGCAGACCAACCACCACAAACAGAUGUUCCUCAAACUCAGGGAAGUUCACUUUCAAAGACAACCUCUGUGCCGUGGAGCAGGCAGCUUUACACUGUGUCACGGCUGGUGAUGGAACCAGAUAGUCAGGCAAAUUCACAGUUCUCAAAAGUUUCAGAGGAACUGGAUACUGAGGCCAGAUUAGAAGAGGAAUCACAGACACUGGCUCUAUCAAAUAAAAGAGAUGUGCAGUGCCCAGUCACUGACCAAGAAGUUGCCAUACCAAUUCCACAACGCCGCAGACGAACCAACAGAACUGACAGCAGAAACUACAAGUCAAAACAGUUAUUAUCAGACAGUGAAGAAGAACCACAGAGGCUCUCCAACCCUUCAAUGAUCAUCUUCCCCAAUCUGUCCCCUCUUCACCCUGUCCCUCAAACAAGCUCCACUCCUCACAAGGAUUCUACUCAACUCAACAGCCAUUCCCAUUCAAAAUGUGCAUUUUUUCAAAGUCCCAAAGAUGUCAAGAGUGAAAUUACUGAUGAGGAACUCCAUGACCCUUCAAAUACUUCAUCCAGCAGAAAAUCUAAAACGUCAAAACAGUUACCAUCAGACAGCGAGGAAGACCCACAGGAGCCUGUGACCCUCAGUAAAACUCCGGUGCAAAAGCCUCAUGAGCAACUGUGCAGUGAUUCUGCGAACAACCAAGUGAAUCCAGAUGUUGUGGAUGACUUUCAUAUUACAGACUCUUCGAUGGAGAGCUCGCCGGUCCCUUCUCAUCCCGUCCCACAAACGAGCUCCACUCCUCACAAGGACUCUGCUCAAACCGUUUCCUCUUCUAAAUGGAAGCAGCUGUACAAUAAUGCAAAAGAAAGCAAGGACGUGUGGAGCAAUGAAGAGUUGUAUUUUACCUCUACAAAGAGCAACUCAAACAUGAGCACAGCUUCAAAUUCAGGCCAUCAGAAAAAGAAGUGGACGGAGAGUGAAACACAGAAGUUAAAAGAUGGGGUCAGAAUAUUCGGAGAGGGCAACUGGACUAAAAUAAAGGCAUAUUAUGGCUUCAAGGAUCGAACGAACAUCAACCUGAAGGACAGAUGGAGAACGAUGAAAAAGUUAAAUAUGGUCUGACUCACCAAAGCUUAGAUCAUUUUAUCCCAUCUGCUUUCCUUUAUUUUGGUUUCUUAAAUGACCCGUUAAU